Molecule: messenger RNA, 912 nt
Organism: Pochonia chlamydosporia 170
Lineage: Eukaryota; Fungi; Ascomycota; Sordariomycetes; Hypocreales; Clavicipitaceae
Product: ribosomal RNA methyltransferase MRM2
Exons: 7
Coding region: 1-912 (303 amino acids)
Biological process (GO): RNA methylation
Cellular component (GO): mitochondrion
Molecular function (GO): rRNA (uridine-2'-O-ribose)-methyltransferase activity
Source: RefSeq, a predicted model, not a curated record
AUGGCGGCGAAAAACCCCCUUCAUCUUCUUACAUCCAGCCUUUGCAAACGCCAUUGUCCAAGUCCAUACCGUCUCGCGGCCACAUUAUUCCCAGAAUCUCAGAGAAGAUGCUCGUCGUCAAACUCGCGAUGGAAGCAACGCCAAGGAAGGGACAUGUUCGCAAGAGACGCAAAAGUGCAGGGUCUAAAAAGUAGAGCUGCCUUUAAGCUCCUGGAGAUGGACUCCAAGUACAGACUUUUCAAACCGGGACAAACUGUUGUAGAUCUGGGAUACGCGCCUGGUAGCUGGUCACAAGUCGCGCAAGAAAGAACCAGACCAAACGGGAGAGUCAUAGGUAUUGACCUCAUACCUGCGCAACCACCACGGGGCGUGGCUACUUUCCAAGGAGACUUCUUGUCACCGGCCGUGCAGAAGCUCGUGAGAGAGUUUAUUGCCCGCACGGGCAGACAACCUGCCAAGAAGACGGAGGCGGAGGAGAUUGAGACGUUGAGCUACAUUGAUAAGGAGAGACAUGCUUCAGAGGAGGCAGAUGGGAAUGGAUCUGCCUCAGUAGAUGUUGUUCUAAGUGACAUGUCAGCACCCUGGGACCAAACUUCCGGCUAUACAUCGAACACGUUGACCAAUCCGUAUCAUAGGCUGAUGAACACGAGCGGCGUUGCGUUUCGAGACCACGCAGGUAGUAUGGAUUUGUGCAAUGCGGCGCUGCAAUUCGCUAGCGACACACUUAGACCGGGUGGGCAUUUCGUGUGCAAGUUUUACCAGGGGAGUGAGGAUAAGAAAUUGGAGGAGAGGCUGAGGAAGUUGUUUGGGAAGGUGUCUAGGGAGAAGCCUGAAUCUUCGAGGAGUGAGAGCAGAGAGACGUAUUUUAUUGCGUUGAAGCGCAAGGCGGGUGUUCUGGUUGAGGAUGUAUGA